ACUCGGUCCAUUUCCCCAGCGUUCCCCUAACUGACACUCCCACAAGUUUUCUCCCUUUUACUGUAUUCGUAUUUGAUUAUUAAAUCUGUUUACCAGUUGAUCAAGAAAUUGACUCGUACAUAUACACAAACAGUAUAGUAUACAUCAGAUUAGGGUUGGGAAAAUUUGUCGAGUUAGAAGUAUUGCAAUCAACAGUUGUUCUUCUUCGCCGGAGAAAUACAGAAAGGGUACUGUGAAUUCAUGGGGAUGGACAAUGAUCUCUUCCUCCACGUGGUCUCCAUGUCUCUGUUCCCAUAUCCCUAUAAUUAUUGUGAAUUGUUUACCUUUUAAAGCAGAAAUGCAUAAUCUUUUCUAAUAGACAAGUUCUUAAUCAUUGUUUUUGAAAUUAUUCUACUUUUAAACUAAUCAAGUAUUUGCAAACGAACAAGGAGAUGGGAAUCACCAUCUUCUGGUUUUCAAGCGAAACCCAGUUGAUUUCAAGGAAGCCUGUAAUUUUUUCUGCUUGAUCCCGAGAUAGGUCUGUAAAUUUGGUCCACUUUUAUAUUAACUUAUUUCCUGGACUUUUGUUCAUUUAUCAAGAAAGUAAGACCCAGAGAAGCUCGGUCUGUGUGCGUUUGUGUGAGCAUUGAUCACCAUCGAUAUUUUGUGCAUUUGUGCGAGUGGGUGAGAGAGUAGGAGAGUCAGAGACAGAGGGGGAAGCUGGUGAAGGUAUCACUUUCAGAGAAUUCCCUUUCAUGAAAGGAGUUGGGUGGGGGAAAGAGGGAACACGCCAGAGGGGCUCUAAAUCAGAUUUUCAAGGCGGGAAAGGAUCUCCUUUUUGGAGAGGUUGCUGCGAUUAGUCAAUAGAUUAAUCUGGUGAAAGUCCGUUAUGUUUAAGGUUGUUAUUAGUACAUGAAAGGGGUCGUCAAUGUGGCCUAACUUGUACAGUUUGGAUGGAUGUAUGUGAAUCAGAGCAACCAUUGCAGAAGCAAUCUACAGUAGGGACGACAAGAUUACCUCUGGUUCCAGCUGAGAACAAGAAUGGAGUCACUCGUCAGGCCCGGACAAGAGAAGUUAGUUCUAGAUAUAGGUCGCCUACACCAUCUGCAAUCACCGGUCCAAAACGGUGCCCUUCGCCAAAUGCCACCAGGAUAUCAUCAACGUCAACUAUAUCGGUGCCAAAGAGGGCUACAUCAGCUGAAAGAAAGCGCCCAUCUACACCAUCAUCACCACCGUCUCCGUCAACACCAGUUCAGGAUACAGCUGCAGAAAUACUGUUGGCAUCAAGAAAGGUAGUUGGCAAUAGGUUACCGGAAUCCCUAUGGCCUUCUACAAUGCGGAGUCUCAGUGUUUCUUUCCAAUCUGAUACCUUUUCUCUUCCUGUUACUAAGAGAGAAAAACCAGUUUCUCACACGCCUUCCGAUCGCACUCUGAGGCCAUCGUCAAAUGUUGCUCACCGACAGGCUGAAAGUCCUGCUUCACGGAAGCCCACACCAGAGAGGAAGAGGAGCCCACUUAAAGGAAAGAAUUCUGCUGAUCAAUCAGAGAAUUCUAAACCUGUUGAUAGUUCACAUCCUCGUCUAGUGGAUCAACAUCGGUGGCCAAGCAGAGCAAGUGGGAAAGUAUCCACUGCUCUGAGUAGAAGUAUUGAUCUGGCUGAUAAGACGAGCAAAACUUCAUCUGUAUCCUGUUCAGGAACAGGUACACCUUCCCUUAGGAGAUUAUCUCUGGAUGGGACAAGUAAACCUUUACUCAAAUCAACCAGUGAUUUGCUGAUGCGAAUUUCUCGUGGAGAGAAUGGAAAAGCAAUGUCAAAUGGAUGUUCAUUGGAUGAUGGUUCACCGCGGACGCAAAAACCUGGAUCUUCAAGUUCAUCAGAUAGAACACAAUUGGUAAAUGCUGCAGCUAGAGCUCUGUCUUUACCAACUCCUGGCUCGCGCCCUCCAUCGCCCUCUCUGUCUAGAGGGGUCAGUCCAUCCAGAGCAAAGGCUGUGAAUCCUUCUUCUAGAGGACCAAGUCCUGCUCGGGUUAGACCAUCCAGCCCGUCCAGACAACCUCAGAGUUCGACUUCUGUUCUCAGUUUUAUUGCGGACAUUAAAAAAGGAAAGAAGGCUGCUAAUCAUAUUGAGGAUGUCCAUCAAUUGCGGCUCUUAUACAACAGACACUUGCAAUGGAGAUAUGCAAAUGCUCGAACUGAUGCUGCACUGCAAUCUCAGAAAGGAAAAGCAGAGAAAAUGUUGUACAGUGUCUGGGGGGCAAUUGGUGAUCUUUGGGACUCGAUAAUGGAGAAAAGGAUUGACCUCCAGCAGCUCAGGCUCAAAUUGAAUCUUUACUCAGUUUUGAACAAACAACUAACUUGUCUUGACGAGUGGGCUUCAAUUGAAAGGGAUCAUGUCAACUCAUUAACUUGGGCCAUUCAAGAUCUGCAGGCUAGCACAAUCCGCAUACCAAUCACAGGAGGAGCAAGGGGAGAUAUUGAAACUGUUAAGGCGGCUAUAUGCUCUGCUGUUGAUGUGAUGCAGGCAAUGGGAUCCUCCUUAUAUUCCAUACUUUCAAGGAUGGAGGGGAUGAACCGCUUGGUGUCUGAACUUGCUAGUAUAGCGGCACAGGAAAGAGCCAUGCUUGAUGAAUGUGAAUCAGUUUUGGGAUCUACCGCUGCAUUGCAGGUGGAAGAAUACAGCCUGAGGACACACCUAUUACAGAUGAAACAAGGUUGGAGAAAUGGGGAACCGUCAAUACUUGGGUAUUAAGAUAAUUCAACACGAGAUGCUAACUUCAGUUUCCACCCCUCCGCAAUGACCCUGACGCAACCUUUUUUCUUUUGUGAGUGUAAAUUGAUGUUCCUACGUCGUCCGCCUUGCGUAUUUUCUUUCAACCCUCUCUAUAGGUUUAGUUAGAAUCUGUAAUUCACAAUAUUUCGGGUGUAAUAGUCUUGUACCUGGGCUAGAGCUCUCUCUUCAUUGUAUUUAAUUUGUAAAAAACAAAGAAAAGGAAAAAGUGAAAGGAAGUGUUGAAUAUACUGAACCAGACUUGCAUGGACUGGUUUCUCCUUUUGCAGGUGUAUGGAAA
Molecule: messenger RNA, 3048 nt
Organism: Sesamum indicum (sesame)
Lineage: Eukaryota; Viridiplantae; Streptophyta; Magnoliopsida; Lamiales; Pedaliaceae
Product: AUGMIN subunit 8
Biological process (GO): spindle assembly
Cellular component (GO): cytoplasm; nuclear microtubule
Molecular function (GO): microtubule binding
Source: RefSeq, a predicted model, not a curated record